AUGUCGAUGCCUGAAAGAUCCUCGCCGGCACCACAAACACAACCACCGUCGACGAGACCUUCCUUUCCUCCAGGCUAUAAGUAUGCACCUAACGACAAGAACCUCAUUGAAACACUACUUGGACGGGAACACUACUUUGGAGAGAACAAUAACUCAUUGCUCAAGUUUUUUAUUCAUCAAGCGAACAUCUACGAGUCUAAUCCAGAACAGCUCUCAGUGGAAUACGAGAAGGGUAAUGAUACAGAAUGGUUCUUUAUAUCGGAGAGGAACAAGAAGAAGAAAGGUAAAGGUGGAAUUAAUCAGAAACGUGGAGACAAUGGAGGAUACUGGCACGCAACAGUUGCUACCAAAGACGUUCUUGAUGGACAAGGCAACAUUAUUGGCCACGACACCGCGCUAUCGUAUUACGUGGGGAAACAACCAAAGGGUGUAAAAACUGAUUGGUUAAUGCAUGAGUAUUGGGUUGAUCGUGAUGAGUCUGAUGACGCAAAGCCGCAUCAAUGGCAAGGCCCGGUAGACUCUUCCCAACCGCAGUCUCAUGAUUUGGCGUAUCAACAUCAGCAGUUUUGGCAAGUCCCGGUAGACUCUUCUCAGCCGCAGUAUCAACAACCUCAUCAAAGGCAGCCUUAUGAAUUUACGUAUGAGCAGUAUCUCAUGAUGACAACGCCAGAGAAAGAGAAUGGUAUCGCUACUCAACAACAACAGCUGAGUCUUCCUCCUCCUCCUCAUACGCAAGAGAAUGGUGUUGCUACUCAACAUCAGCAACAACAACAGCUGAGUGUUCCUCCUCCUCGUCCUACGCAUGGUCAAGAUUCAAGAUCCCAUAUGGUGAUGACCAGCAGGAGCAACGGCUACAACAUUCAAGAAGACUUGUUUGAUAUGUCUAAGGAUGACAGGUUCUUUAACAUAGAUGAGUUAUUCAAUAAUGAGGAAGAACAUAGUGUCGCUACUCAGCAGCAGCAACAACAGCAAAUUACACCAAGUCUCACUCAUGACCAAGGUCAAGAUUCAAGAUCGGACAUAUUGAUGACGGACCAAGACUGGUCGGAUAUAUUUAAUGGCGAGUUCUUUGACAUUGAUGGAUUAUGGAACGAUGUAAAGAAAGGCCACGAUGUGUGUGGACCUCCGAAUGGAAGAAAAUAA
Molecule: messenger RNA, 1143 nt
Organism: Capsella rubella
Lineage: Eukaryota; Viridiplantae; Streptophyta; Magnoliopsida; Brassicales; Brassicaceae
Product: NAC domain-containing protein 30
Exons: 3
Coding region: 1-1143 (380 amino acids)
Biological process (GO): regulation of DNA-templated transcription
Molecular function (GO): DNA binding
Source: RefSeq, a predicted model, not a curated record